Molecule: messenger RNA, 7186 nt
Organism: Oncorhynchus mykiss (rainbow trout)
Lineage: Eukaryota; Metazoa; Chordata; Actinopteri; Salmoniformes; Salmonidae
Source: RefSeq, a predicted model, not a curated record
CUCAUUCGCGUCAUCACGGCUACCCGGAACACAUAGAGAUUGGAAGCCACGUUGACAACGAAGUGGUGUUUUGUUUCAUUCCAAAACCGGUGGAAUAACGGUAACUGCACCGGUGUGUCUGUCCAGCGGCCAAAGGGGUUGAAAAUCGUACAGAAGGACAAGCCACUUCACCGGAAAGAUGAGUGUAGGAUUCAUCGGAGCCGGCCAGCUGGCUCACGCGCUGGUGAAAGGGUUCACAUCUGCGGGUGUAAUAGCUACUCAGAGAAUCAUAGCCAGUUCUCCAGAUACUGAUCUGCCUACUGUUGCUGGCCUGAGGAAAAUGGGUGCUAUCCUCACCACCAGUAACAAGGAAGUGGUGAACAAGAGUGAUGUCCUGUUCCUGGCAGUCAAACCCCACAUCAUCCCCUUUGUGCUGGAUGAGAUUGGACCAGACAUCGAGGACAGACACCUUAUAGUGUCCUGUGCUGCAGGAGUCACCAUCAGCUCUAUAGAGAAGAAGCUGCUUCAGUACCGUCCGUUCCCCAAGGUGAUGAGGUGUAUGACCAACACCCCCGUCGUGGUGAGAGAGGGAGCUACAGUCUACGCUACAGGAACACAUGCUGAGGUGGAGGAUGGUAAGUUGUUGGAACAGCUGAUGGCCAGUGUUGGGUUCUGUACAGAGGUGGAGGAGGACCUUAUCGAUGCCGUCACCGGCCUCAGUGGCAGCGGCCCCGCCUACGCGUUCACAGCUCUGGAUGCCCUAGCCGAUGGAGGGGUGAAGAUGGGUCUACCCAGGAGACUAGCGGUCAGACUGGGAGCUCAGGCACUACUGGGAGCAGCUAAGAUGUUGUUGGACUCUGAGCUGCACCCUGGCCAGCUGAAGGACAACGUGUGUUCCCCUGGGGGAGCCACCAUCCACGCCCUGCACGUGAUGGAGAGUGGCGGAUUCCGCAGUCUGCUCAUCAACGCCGUGGAGGCUUCUUGUAUCAGGACACGGGAGCUGCAGUUCCUAGCGGACCAGGAGCGCAUCUCCCCGGCAGCCAUUAAGAAGACCACCCUGGACAAGGUCCUGCAGCAGCCUGGGGUCAGCCAGGGGUCAGGGGUCAACGGCAAGCCAGGACUCAGCCUCAGGAGAAACCCCCCAGGACCUGUCAAGAAGAACAACUGAGAUGGAGACACGCACACACCACCUAUAACACCAGGAAUCCGCGUCAGGAGAAACCCCCCAGGACCUGUCAAGAAGAACAGCGAUGGAUGGACACACACACACACACACAUACUCUCUUUCUCUCAAAAUUUGGAAAUGCAGCUUGCACAGACCCAUAGCCUUGUCUGACAGGGAGUCCGUGUACACACAAGUGAACAGAAAUGCAUGUACAACAUGCCGCCUGUCUACCUUGUCUUCAGUCUGUCUGAGGAUGUGUGUCUCCGCGGUGAUAACGACCCAAUGGGCCAAAACAUCAGUGAAUAUUUCAGAUAGAAAUGCAAUGCAUAGAGCUGACAUGAUUCCUUAUUCUGCAUGACAGAGGAAUUCAUAGAAUCUGUUCUUUGCAAUGCAUUUCUUUCUGAGCGUUUUCUUUUUAAUGUUGCCCCUGCAGCCGAAGCAGGCAACAAAUGGCUUCAGUGAUGUAUUUUUUUGCCUGAUGACUCAAACUGAAUUCUUCCCACUGCUCUGUUCACUGCAAACGUUUAAGUUGUUUGUGGUGACGUCAUAAUGAGGGAUGUUGUACAAAAGUGAUCAGCGAUUGGAUCACCUCGAACCAAUCAGAGCAUCAAAGCCAAUGACAAUUUUUUUUUAAAAACACCUCUUUACUCACGUGUGCUUUGACUCUGGCCCAACCCAUUUGUUUCUGGGACCAAUCGGAACCUUUGUGUUCAGGAAAACCUGUCAGGGGCGGGAUACUCAGAUCCAGACUCAUGGCGGAGAAUUAAUGCUAGUGGCCUAGCGUUUUCACGGGAGCAAGGCGUUUGGGUACCUAGGCAAGCCGUUUCUAAGGUAGUGUCCCAAAUUGCACCCUAUUCUCCCCCUCCCCAAUAGGGGUCAAAGGUAGUGCACUAUAAAGGAAAUAGGCUGCCAUUUGGGAUUUACACCAAGUGUACUAUACAGACAGUUACAAUGUAUUUUCUAUGAAGCCAGAUCAUGCCAUGAAAAGCCUUUUAUUUGGCUUGUUGUGAUUUUCUUGUCGUUAUUCUUGACCUACAGUGUUAUUUUAUGGACUGACUGAACAACAACUGUUUUGAGUUUUUGUUUUUUUACAUAUUCUAUUGUCCGUAUGUUAAAUAAACACUAGCCACCAGACGAGUGAACACUAGCCACCAGACAAAUGAACACUAGCCACCAGACAACUGAACACUAGCCACCAGACAAAUGAACACUAGCCACCAGACAAAUGAACACUAGCCACCAGACAACUGAACACUAGCCACCAGACAACUGAACACUAGCCACCAGACAACUGAACACUAGCCACCAGACAAAUGAACACUAGCCACCAGACAAAUGAACACUAGCCACCAGACAAAUGAACACUAGCCACCAGACAAAUGAACACUAGCCACCAGACAAAUGAACACUAGCCACCAGACAAAUGAACACUAGCCACCAGACAAAUGAACACUAGCCACCAGACAACUGAACACUAGCCACCAGACAAAUGAACACUAGCCACCAGACAAAUGAACAGUAGCCACCAGACAAGUGAACAGUAGCCACCAGACAAAUGAACACUAGCCACCAGACAAAUGAACACUAGCCACCAGACAAAUGAACACUAGCCACCAGACAAAUAAACACUAGCCACCAGACAAAUGAACACUAGCCACUAGUAAUCUGCAUAGAUUACCAGAACUAAACCAGACCUGGAGACGUGUUCAACAUCUCAGUAACCACAGCAACGUGAUGUAACAAUCUGAUCAUCUGCAUAGAUUACCAGAACUAAACCAGACCUGGAGACAUGUUCAACAUCUCAGUAACCACAGCAAUGUGAUGUAACAAUCUGAUCAUCUGCAUAGAUUACCAGAACUAAACCAGACCUGGAGACAUGUUCAACAUCUCAGUAACCACAGCAACGUGAUGUAACAAUCUGAUCAUCUGCAUAGAUUACCAGAACUAAACCAUACCUGGAGACAUGUUCAACAUCUCAGUAACCACAGCAAUGUGAUGUAACAAUCUGAUCAUCUGCAUAGAUUACCAGAACUAAACCAGACCUGGAGACAUGUUCAACAUCUCAGUAACCACAGCAAUGUGAUGUAACAAUCUGAUCAUCUGCAUAGAUUACCAGAACUAAACCAGACCUGGAGACAUGUUCAACAUCUCAGUAACCACAGCAAUGUGAUGUAACAAUCUGAUCAUCUGCAUAGAUUACCAGAACUAACCCAUACCUGGAGACAUGUUCAACAUCUCAGUAACCACAGCAAUGUGAUGUAACAAUCUGAUCAUCUGCAUAGAUUACCAGAACUAACCCAUACCUGGAGACAUGUUCAACAUCUCAGUAACCACAGCAACGUGAUGUAACAAUCUGAUCAUCUGCAUAGAUUACCAGAACUAAACCAGACCUGGAGACGUGUUCAACAUCUCAGUAACCACAGCAACGUGAUGUAACAAUCUGAUCAUCUGCAUAGAUUACCAGAACUAAACCAUACCUGGAGACAUGUUCAACAUCUCAGUAACCACAGCAAUGUGAUGUAACAAUCUGAUCAUCUGCAUAGAUUACCAGAACUAAACCAGACCUGGAGACGUGUUCAACAUCUCAGUAACCACAGCAACGUGAUGUAACAAUCUGAUCAUCUGCAUAGAUUACCAGAACUAACCCAUACCUGGAGACAUGUUCAACAUCUCAGUAACCACAGCAACGUGAUGUAACAAUCUGAUCAUCUGCAUAGAUUACCAGAACUAACCCAUACCUGGAGACAUGUUCAACAUCUCAGUAACCACAGCAACGUGAUGUAACAAUCUGAUCAUCUGCAUAGAUUACCAGAACUAACCCAUACCUGGAGACAUGUUCAACAUCUCAGUAACCACAGCAAUGUGAUGUAACAAUCUGAUCAUCUGCAUAGAUUACCAGAACUAAACCAGACCUGGAGACAUGUUCAACAUCUCAGUAACCACAGCAACGUGAUGUAACAAUCUGAUCAUCUGCAUAGAUUACCAGAACUAACCCAUACCUGGAGACAUGUUCAACAUCUCAGUAACCACAGCAAUGUGAUGUAACAAUCUGAUCAUCUGCAUAGAUUACCAGAACUAACCCAUACCUGGAGACAUGUUCAACAUCUCAGUAACCACAGCAACGUGAUGUAACAAUCUGAUCAUCUGCAUAGAUUACCAGAACUAAACCAUACCUGGAGACGUGUUCAACAUCUCAGUAACCACAGCAACGUGAUGUAACAAUCUGAUCAUCUGCAUAGAUUACCAGAACUAAACCAGACCUGGAGACAUGUUCAACAUCUCAGUAACCACAGCAACGUGAUGUAACAAUCUGAUCAUCUGCAUAGAUUACCAGAACUAACCCAUACCUGGAGACGUGUUCAACAUCUCAGUAACCACAGCAAUGUGAUGUAACAAUCUGAUCAUCUGCAUAGAUUACCAGAACUAACCCAUACCUGGAGACAUGUUCAACAUCUCAGUAACCACAGCAACGUGAUGUAACAAUCUGAUCAUCUGCAUAGAUUACCAGAACUAACCCAUACCUGGAGACGUGUUCAACAUCUCAGUAACCACAGCAACGUGAUGUAACAAUCUGAUCAUCUGCAUAGAUUACCAGAACUAAACCAGACCUGGAGACAUGUUCAACAUCUCAGUAACCACAGCAACGUGAUGUAACAAUCUGAUCAUCUGCAUAGAUUACCAGAACUAACCCAUACCUGGAGACGUGUUCAACAUCUCAGUAACCACAGCAACGUGAUGUAACAAUCUGAUCAUCUGCAUAGAUUACCAGAACUAAACCAGACCUGGAGACAUGUUCAACAUCUCAGUAACCACAGCAACGUGAUGUAACAAUCUGAUCAUCUGCAUAGAUUACCAGAACUAAACCAGACCUGGAGACGUGUUCAACAUCUCAGUAACCACAGCAACGUGAUGUAACAAUCUGAUCAUCUGCAUAGAUUACCAGAACUAACCCAUACCUGGAGACAUGUUCAACAUCUCAGUAACCACAGCAACGUGAUGUAACAAUCUGAUCAUCUGCAUAGAUUACCAGAACUAACCCAUACCUGGAGACGUGUUCAACAUCUCAGUAACCACAGCAACGUGAUGUAACAAUCUGAUCAUCUGCAUAGAUUACCAGAACUAACCCAUACCUGGAGACGUGUUCAACAUCUCAGUAACCACAGCAACGUGAUGUAACAAUCUGAUCAUCUGCAUAGAUUACCAGAACUAAACCAGACCUGGAGACAUGUUCAACAUCUCAGUAACCACAGCAACGUGAUGUAACAAUCUGAUCAUCUGCAUAGAUUACCAGAACUAAACCAGACCUGGAGACAUGUUCAACAUCUCAGUAACCACAGCAAUGUGAUGUAACAAUCUGAUCAUCUGCAUAGAUUACCAGAACUAAACCAGACCUGGAGACAUGUUCAACAUCUCAGUAACCACAGCAAUGUGAUGUAACAAUCUGAUCAUCUGCAUAGAUUACCAGAACUAAACCAGACCUGGAGACAUGUUCAACAUCUCAGUAACCACAGCAAUGUGAUGUAACAAUCUGAUCAUCUGCAUAGAUUACCAGAACUAAACCAGACCUGGAGACAUGUUCAACAUCUCAGUAACCACAGCAACGUGAUGUAACAAUCUGAUCAUCUGCAGACAUGUUCUGUCUAUCUGUUAAGUGAGGAAGACUCAUCCUUCAGUGAAGAUGCUACCAUGUUAUUAUGUCUCUCUGAAAGGGAACGUGGGAUUUAACCUUCCAGUAUAUUUACUUUAUCUCUGUCGUCAGUCACUUUAACAUGGAACUAUUCAUUUGUAUGUUUUGAUACUGAUUAGGAAAAUGUGUAUGGUCAAUUACCAAAGGCUCUGUCCUACAUUGUAUAAUGAGUUAGCAUAUGGUAGUGAAAGGAGGCAAGUCGAGGAAGCUACCUACCAUAGAGUAUUGGGAUGCAGCCCAGCUCUAGCUGGUCAGUUGUUUCAACUCGGCAUCUGGAGACACGGGGGAAGUCACAGUAUAUGAACGUGUGUGUGUCCCCCCCUGUUGCCUUGACAAGUACAGUUCUACAGAUGUCAUGGCCCGUCAUCGUCACAUACUCAACGGGGGACAGACGGGGUAAAGUUUCAACCCCAGUGCCCCCACGGAUACAAAUAGACAUUUGUGAAGAGUGGCUGUGUACCAAAUGUACCACCCUAUUCCCUACAUAGUGCUCUGAGGGUCCUGGUCCAGUGUUGUCUACUAUACAGGGAAUGUGGUGGCAUUUGGGAGUCAGGAUGUAGACAGUUUUUCCCUCGCUGCCAUAGAUACGGAUUCUGAUUGGUUGGCGAGGGAGGAAACGAGCCGCCGGUUUUAGAACCCUGUCGGCAAUCUGAAGGAGGUGGGUGACAUGUCAGGUCCAGGAGAGGUUCAGGUCAGGGUGGAUGUGGCAUUCUAUUCCCUAUAUAGUGCAACACUUCUGACUAGGACCCAUAGGGCUGUGGUCAAAAGUAGUGCACUAGGAAAUGUGGGUGCCAAUGAGCAUGCACAGACUGGCUCUUGGGGUUACCCAAGGUCAACAUCUACUUUUUGGUGGCACAUUGCUAUUUAGAUUGUAAUGGGGGUGACCCCCAGCCCUCCUGCAAUUCAAAUCAUGGUUCAUUUCCUGUCUUUUUUUCUCUCCUUUUAUACUCUACUUUUAAAGUCAAACUAAAAUAAAGUCAUCCAAGUUCAUUUUACUUCUACAAUAACUUUUAUAUUACCUUCAACAAUAUGACGGGACACAGGCCAAUUGUUUGUUUGCCUCUGAAAUGUGACUGCAGAAGACCAUGUUGUGUGAGAGUUGUCCUCCACGGCGUGUCCAUUGUAAAGUCUGCAGUUUGAUUAGACGACAUACUUUACGAGGCGCCAGGUGUAGAAGGUAAUGACAAUAUGCAGGAAAACCGCGGAGACAAGCGGCUGUGGAGAUAAAUGUUCCCCAAUCACAGCGGAACAAUACUAACCGCUUGCAGCCUACAGGAUUACCUAGAUUACGGUUAAAAGUGGCCUUUGAUUAAAGUGUGUGUGUAAAAAAAUAAAAAUAAAGGCCUUGAUUAAAA